AUGUGGUCGCGGUUCAAGAAACUAAUGGCCGUAAUUAAUGAAAAUGGAGCUGAAAAAGAGAAUAUUAAUAAAGAAAACGUACAACCUGAUAAAGAUGAACUAGGGAAUGACGCUAGAAUAUCUCAGCGAAUUUUGGUUAAAUCUUCGAGCAUCUUCUCCGGCAGCAAUUCUUCUUCUUCUUCCUUUAUGGCGGUUACGAUGAAUUCGCCAAAGCAGCAGUUAGUUAUCAUCAGGAGGCGAAGUAGAAAAACAGAAGAAAUGGAUGCUAAUUUCCAUCAAACGCAUUUCACUUACAAAGUGAGGGUGAUAGAAAAUGAUGAGACAAAAGAAGAACCUGUUUGCUACAAAGCAUUUUUAUCCAUAUUUGGCAUUACCAAAGGAAAACUUGAACAUCUUCAAAAGUCAUUGAAAAUGUCAGGUACUGCACCAAGUGACAAAAGAGGCAAGUCAGGUUCAAACAAGAGAUUAGACAAUAACAUUAAAGAUUUGAUAUGUAAUCAUAUAAAAUCCUUUAAAAGACGGCAAAGUCACUACAGCUUGAAUGAUACAAAAAAAGAAUAUCUACCUGAAGACCUAAACAUAAAGAAAAUUUAUAAGUUGUACUUAGAUGCAUACGAGUCACAAAAUCAUGUAUCUUAUAAAACUUACAGAACCAUCUUUAAUACAGAGUUUAAUUUGUCAUUUGGCUAUCCUAGGACUGAUACCUGUAGUGCUUGUGAUGAAUUCAAAAUAAAAGCGAAGGCAUUGAGAGCUGAAGGAAAUAUUGUAAAACUUAAUCGGUUAACUAUUCUGAACAAUUUGCAUAAGAAAAAGGCUCAAACAUUUUAUGAUCGUAAGAAAAAUGCAAGAAUCAAGAGCAAAACAGAUGUGGAAUUUCAAGCAAUUGCCAUGGACUACCAGAAGAAUGUGUCGUUGCCAAACAUCACCACAAGCGAUGUCUAUUACAAACGUCAAUUAUCAAUGUACUCUUUUAAUAUUCAUGCAUUGGGUGAUGCAAGCUCCUAUUUUUACACCUAUCCAGAAACCUGUGGGCGUAAGGGUUCAGAUGAAGUGGUUUCAUUUCUGUUUCAAUAUUUACCAAACCACCUGAAUAGUCGUGUAAAGCAUUUAGAAAUAUUUUGUGAUUCAGCAGGUGGACAGAACAAGAACUACACAGUGAUAAGGUUUAUUCAUUUUGUUGUCCAUAAAAUGAAACUUUUAGAUUCUAUCAAAAUUACUUAUCCAAUACGAGGACAUUCGUAUUUAGAAUGCGAUAAAAAUAUGGGCCUAAUCAAUCUAAAAGCUCACAUUGAAGUUCCAUACCAGUGGUAUGAUUUGCUGAGAUCCCAAAGAGAAUUGAAGUGUGUACGAGAACACCCUAGAGUUAUUUUACACAGAAGUAAUUAUAAUGGUUUAUGGGAGAAAUCACCUAUUGUGCCAAAAAAGGAACCCAGGUCAAAUGACACAUCAAAUGAAUUUGAAUUGCCAGAUUUUGCCUAUAUCAAUUUCUUACCCAUUAGUGCAGAAAAGUACAAGGACUUAAUGGAUUUAAAAAGAUUUUUGUUCUGA
This is a messenger RNA of Parnassius apollo (apollo), 1548 nucleotides long. The record is from the annotation of a GenBank genome assembly. NCBI's taxonomy places the organism in Eukaryota, Metazoa, Arthropoda, Insecta, Lepidoptera, Papilionidae.